AUGCGGAGAACCCGAGGUAGCCUAAUGAUGGAUUUUGAUGAGCGUGUUCCUUGUUCCUCUAACAUGUAUUUGCCAAGUUGUACUUACUACGUCUCGGGUCCUGAUUUCUCCAGCCUCCCUUCUUUUUUGCCCCAGACCCCGUCUUCUCGCCCUAUGACAUACUCCUACUCUUCCAACCUACCCCAGGUCCAACCUGUGAGAGAAGUUACCUUCAGGGAGUAUGCCAUUGACCCCUCCAGUAAAUGGCACCCCAGGAACAAUCUACCCCACUGCUACUCAGCAGAGGAGAUCAUGCACAGAGACUGCCUGCCUGCCACCAACACGGCUAGCAUGGGCGAGAUGUUCGGCAAAAACACAGCAAACGUCUACCACCCCACCACCAACGUCUCGUCCAAUUUCUAUAGCACGGUGGGGAGGAACGGGGUCCUGCCCCAGGCUUUCGACCAGUUUUUCGAGACGGCGUAUGGCACCACGGAAAACCUGUCCUCAGCGGACUAUUCGGGAGACAAGAAUGGCGAGAAAAUGCCUCCGACAGCUACUGCAACUUCAAGUUCGGAAGGCGGCUGCAGCAGAGAGGCGGCAGCAGCAGCAGAGGAGAAGGAGAGGCGGAGGAGGACAGAGAGCAGCAGCAGCCCGGAGUCAUCUUCCGGCAACAAUGAGGAGAAAUCCAGCAGCUCCAGUGGACAACGGACCCGUAAAAAGAGAUGUCCAUACACCAAAUAUCAGAUUAGAGAAUUAGAAAGAGAAUUCUUCUUCAGUGUCUAUAUAAACAAAGAGAAACGCCUCCAGCUUUCCCGAAUGCUCAAUUUGACCGACCGUCAAGUAAAAAUAUGGUUUCAAAACAGAAGAAUGAAAGAAAAAAAAAUUAACAGGGACCGAUUACAAUAUUACUCAGCUAAUCCACUACUUUAAAACUCAUAGCGUUUUUCAAAAUGAGAUUAAAUUCAGAUUUCGCCCUUGACAAGGUCAAGCCACAGGGUUACAUUUAAGAAGGAGGUGUGUAACUGACGGGACUAUGAGACCUAUGAUUUUACAUACAUGUAAAUCAACUCUGGACUUUUAAUUUUUUAAUUUUUGAUAUUUACGUAUCAACUGGAAUUGAUUUGAUGCUGACCCACAUGGCAUCUAGGGCCAACAGGCCAGCCACAAUCUUUGUUCUGAGUGCAAAAUUCAUACCUCUUACCUUUACAGACACUUCCGCUCGUUCUGUUCUGGUUUCAGUAAUUAAAAGUGGGAAGUGAACCUUUGCCUAUUCACUGUUUAACUAUUGUUGAUCUUGUUCCCCUGUUUUACUGUGGAAUGUGUGUGUGGAAAUUACAGGUCGAGUUUACGUGCUGAGGACCACUGCAAAACAAAGCUUCGCAAAAUAAUAUUUUUUUCCUUCGGAAGAGAAUGUCUCUGUUAGAGCAGAGCUCCAUGACUAAUUGAUUUAAAUAAAAAUAAAUACAUAUUCCUUUACAAGGUCAAUCAAGAAAGUUAUAGUACAGACGAAGUGAUGGAUAUAAUCGUGUUUUAUUGGG
This is a messenger RNA of Terrapene triunguis (Three-toed box turtle), 1520 nucleotides long. RefSeq names its product homeobox A11 (gene HOXA11). Gene Ontology annotation, molecular function: DNA-binding transcription factor activity, RNA polymerase II-specific; RNA polymerase II cis-regulatory region sequence-specific DNA binding. The record is from RefSeq and is a predicted model, not a curated record. NCBI's taxonomy places the organism in Eukaryota, Metazoa, Chordata, Testudines, Emydidae. Gene Ontology annotation, biological process: anatomical structure development; regulation of transcription by RNA polymerase II. The coding region runs from base 1 to 912 and encodes 303 amino acids. Gene Ontology annotation, cellular component: nucleus. The transcript is spliced from 2 exons.